Molecule: messenger RNA, 2756 nt
Organism: Poecilia latipinna (sailfin molly)
Lineage: Eukaryota; Metazoa; Chordata; Actinopteri; Cyprinodontiformes; Poeciliidae
Gene: tmem150b
Product: transmembrane protein 150B
Exons: 6
Coding region: 16-885 (289 amino acids)
Cellular component (GO): plasma membrane
Source: RefSeq, a predicted model, not a curated record
UUGGAGUCGGUAGAAAUGUGUUCCUGUUUCAGGACAGUUUCUAUAAAACUGAUAGGAAGAAACUCAUCAAGAGCAACUUUUGUCUCAGUUUGCUCCGUCCUUCUGGAUCAGCGGUGGCGGUCUGAAGUGCCGUCAGAGUUCCUGUGCUGCCCUCCAGAGCGUCCUCCACCCGUCACUCCGGAUCUGGGACAGAUGGGUCCUCUGGUGGCCGUCCCCAUCCUGGCCGGCCUGAACGGCGUCCUGGGCAUGUGGGCCGUGUUUGGAGUGGCCUGGUUGAGUGGGACCGUGACCCUGACAGAGCAUUUUCCAUACAUCAGUACGUGUGGAGACCAACCUCCUGCUAGCUGCUGGUUCUCUCAAGUCUGCAACAUCGGCUGUGUCCUUGCUCUGAUAUUCGAGACUCUGCGGUUCCGACGUCUGAAGGAUUGUCCAAAGUGCUCCAGCCGUCUCAACAUCGCCAGCUUCAGUUUGGGAAUCAUCUCCUCCGUGGGAUUAUCCAUCACCGGAAACUUCCAGGUCUCAUCCAUCAAAUCGGUUCAUUACAUCGGUGCGUUUCUGGGGUUUGCUGGUGGCCUGGCCUACCUCUGGAUUCAGCUGUUGCUCAUCAGCAACUGGAUCCUGAAAUAUUGCGGAUACGCUCUCUGCUCCGUCUGCACUGUUCUGCUCUGCUGCCUGGUGGGCUUCCAUCACGCACGUCGUUACCACGCUGCCGCCAUCUGUGAGUGGACGCUGGCCACGCUGUUCUUCCUGCUCUACCCGCUGUUUGUGUUCGAGUUUGCAGACAUUAAAUGCAAACUCACCAUAAAGUCCUUGGGUUGUGGACAGCACGGGUCCACCGAGCCUCAGUACCAACCAGGAGACUCAGAUUCAGCAACGCCGCUCUGACGACCCGUCUCUGUUACCAUGGAAACAUUCCUGCUUCCUCCAUCUCAUAGGAACAAAACUAAUUUACCUGAAAGUCUUUAACUGUGUUUAUUCCUCUAAUCAUCAACAAUAAGUCCUGAGAAUUUGGUAGCAUUUGCUCUUUAUUUGCCAGAGAUAUGAGGGGGGAACCAUAUAUUUUAGCCACCUGAAAUAAUCCGCUCCCCCUGCAUAAAAUGGGAACAAAUUAAUUUAUUACCAGCAAGUCUUUAACUGUGUUUAAUCUUCGUUUUAUGAACAACAAGUUCUGUAAAUAUGGUAACAUUUGCUCCUUAUUUGCCAAAGUUAUGAGGGGGGAACCAUAUAUUUUAGCCACCUGAAAUAAGCUAUUCCCCCUCCAUAACAUGGGAGCUAAUAAUUUUUUCACAAACUUGUUUAUUCCUCUCGUCCUAUAGGUUUGGAGACAUUGGCUUUUUAUUUUCCAAAGUUAUUAUGGGGGAACCAAAUAUUUUUGCUGUCUGAAAUAACCUAUUCUUUGUAUGGGGAACAGAUUAUUUCAGGUGACUAUAAUAUUUGGUUCCCCCCUCAUAACUCUGGCAAAUAUUCAGUAAAUAUUACCACAUUUACAGGAUUUGUUGUUCAUGAAGAGAAGAUUAAACACAGUGAAGGACUUGCAGGUAAUUUUUUUCCCCAUGUUAUGGAGGGGGAACGGACUAUUUCAAGUGGCUAAAAUAUAUGGUUCCCCCUCAUAACUUUGGCAAAUAGUGAGCAAAUUUUUUCAAACUUACAUGAUUUAUUGUUAAUGAUGAAAGGAAUAAACAAAGCUAAAGACUUGGUAGUAAAUUAAUUUGUCCCCAUUUUAUGGAGGCGGAACAGAUUAUUUCAGGUAGCUGAAAUAUCCAUUCUCUCCUUCCCCCAUAACUUUGGGAAAUAAAGAGCAACUGUUUCCAAAUUCUCAAAUUAAGAUUAUUCCAAGAUUAAUAAAUUACUGGAUUAAGAAAUUUCCUUAAUCCAGUAAUCUGUCAUAUUUUACAUUAGGACGGGAUUUUCCAGAAAGUCGACACUCUCAUUUUUUCAGGAAGUCUUGUUUUUUGGUGCCCUGCUAUCAGCCAGUUCCAUCCUCUUAUAUCAGAAAAGAAAAAUGAUAAAUACACACGUGUUGGAAAACUGUGUUUGGUGACUGACUUUUAUUUGGAAGAAUUAAGUGUGAAAAGUAGGGAAAAGACAGAUUCAUUUAGUGUUUAAAAUAACACAAAACAGUGUAAGAAAACACAAGACUUCGUUUAUUUAUUUAUUUUACAAUUUUGCUAGCUGCCGAUUAAACUGAAAGUUAUAACCUUGACAUGAUUAUAUGAGAUGUUUUACCGAGAAAUCCAUCAGGUUUGGUCAGAUCCGCCUCUCUGGCUGCAGUGCGCGCUCCCGACAUAGGCGGGCAGAGUUUCACAAAGUGUUGUGGAGAAAUGUCCAGGGUCCAGAUUAGGUCCUUCGUUGGGUUCCACUCCGGCUCUCGCACUGCGCUCUCCUUUCUGUCAUGUGGGAAAUUAUCCAGAUUCGUCUCAAUUUUUAUUUUUUAUCACAGCCGAUAGUGACACCGUGUGGCAUUAUGUAAAAUGACACCAGUCAAACCAAUAUGAUCAACAACUACUGGGGUAAAUUAGCCUUCCUGUGUUUACUCUGUAGACUCCGGUACAGAAUGGACCUGAUGACGUCAUCAACCCAUCGGUGAAAAAAUAGCGACUUCCAUGGGUGACAAAUGUAACAAAAGAUGUAUAUUUCUGAAGUAAUUAUGAGUUUAAGAGUAUCACAAACAGCAUUUUUUUAGUUAAAUUAAAACAUAUUUAGGCCAACAUGUUCUACUAGUCCUGGAUCCUUUCAAGAAAUAAUCAGCAGGAUGG